Molecule: messenger RNA, 1682 nt
Organism: Cyprinodon tularosa
Lineage: Eukaryota; Metazoa; Chordata; Actinopteri; Cyprinodontiformes; Cyprinodontidae
Gene: pim2
Product: Pim-2 proto-oncogene, serine/threonine kinase
Exons: 6
Coding region: 267-1178 (303 amino acids)
Biological process (GO): negative regulation of apoptotic process; regulation of mitotic cell cycle; protein autophosphorylation
Cellular component (GO): cytoplasm
Molecular function (GO): ATP binding; protein serine/threonine kinase activity
Source: RefSeq, a predicted model, not a curated record
AGGGCGGGGCGCAGAGAGGAUAUAAAACCAGAAGAAAACAGCGACGGAGGAGCAGGAGCUGCCGCUGAGCUAGAAGCUCAAUAUUAGAUAUUUAGGCAACAGAACCGAACUUCCUGGCAGUUCCGAACCUAAACCGGACCUAUCGAGCGGGAAACACCAGGACGCUUCAGACGGGUUCUCCUAAAAAGUUCUGGACCGUUAAAAUCUGACGAGUUCCGCGAUUAAGGAUGGAUUUUAUGUUCUUCAACUGAUUAAAAGGGAGGAAAAUGUUUGAGAAAAGACCAGCGGAUCCGCAUGUGGAGGAGAAGGUGGACGGAAAAGAUGGGAAGGAGCCCUUCAGCAAACAGUACCGCUGCGGCCCGCUGCUCGGCAGCGGCGGGUUCGGUUCCGUGUUUUCGGGUCACAGAAUCUCAGAUGGACUCCAGGUCGCCAUCAAGCAGAUCUCCAGUGACAGAGUCCAGCAGUGGGCCAGACUGCCCGGUGAGCUCAGCCCGGUUCCCAUGGAGAUCGCUCUGCUCCAGCGGCUCUCUGAGGUCGGGGGUCACGGCGGCGUGAUCCAGAUGCUUGACUGGUUCGAGGUGGAGGGGCGGGGCUUCCUGCUGGUGAUGGAGCGCCCGCCGCAGUGCCAGGAUCUGUUUGACUUCAUCACGGAGCGAGGGGCGCUGCCGGAGCGCCUGGCUCUCAGGUUCUUCAGGCAGAUCGUAGAGACGCUAAAGUUCGUCCAUUCUCAGGGAGUGGUCCACAGAGACAUUAAGGACGAGAACAUUGUGGUGGACACCAGGACGCUGGAGGUGAAGAUCAUCGACUUCGGGUCCGGGGCGCUGCUGAAGGACUCGGCGUACGACGAGUUUGAAGGUACGCGGGUCUACAGCCCCCCAGAGUGGGUCCAAAGCCGGACGUACCACGCCGUCCCGCUCACCGUCUGGUCGCUGGGCGUGCUGCUCUUCGACAUGGUCUGCGGCGACAUCCCGUUCGAGCGCGACCAGGAGAUAGUCGGGGCCGCGCCCUUCUUCACGCGCCGCGUCUCUAAAGAAUGCCAAGCUCUGAUUCGCUGGUGUCUCUCUUUCCGUCCUGAGGACCGUCCGUCCCUGGAGGACAUCCUGUCUCACGCUUGGAUGGAGGGAAGAGAGGAGGAGGAGGAGGAAGAUGGCGACACGCUGCCCAGCCCGUCGCUGUGAAUCCAAGUCGGAUCAAAGCCACGAAUAAAGUCACUUUACCUCCACUGAGAUGCUCCUCAUCAGCGAUGAAGAGUUUUUAUUUAUUGAUUAUUUAUUAGUUUCUGAUCAGUUCGACGUCCUGCUGGACGGGAUCGGCAGAGCGAAGCUGGGAACUGAUGAAGAGGAGGGAGCGCCGAACUGUUGGCUCCUUCCUCCUGACCCGCUGCAGGAUCUUUGCCAUGUUUGUUGUUGUUUUGGACUCAUUAAAUCUCAGCUUGUUGGUUGAGAUGAGUUUUGGGAAAACUGUGAAAACCUCGUUGCUUCGCCUCAGACGUUCCGUUUCAUCACUUCCUGGUAAAAGUUGCCAGGAACUAUGUUCGGUCCGAAGGCACGGCAGUAAAUACGUUCGUAUUUCUUCAAAGUGGCUUCGCCGCCAUUUGGUUCUGUUUAUUUACAUUAAAUAAAAAGUUCUGGAUCGAUGACGCAAAGAUCCGAUGUUUGAAUAAAAAAACUGCUGGACACUGA